CCAACCCGGAACCGUCUAUUCACCGUUUCUUCGCGUACGUUUUCUAGGGCUUUCUUUCGCUGAAAGUCGAAAUCUUUUUCCCCAAUUUCAUUCAUCCAAACCUCGAAAUCCCCUUCUCUUACUCCUCAAAUCCCCUUUCGUUCCAUAGAUUUCUAGGGUUUCUCCUACUUCAAUGUCUCCAAAGAAGCAGAACAUGCCCGCCGGAGAAUCAAAGGAAAUCGAAGACGACGGUGCUGCUGGCAACGGCCCCUACGACAAUCUCUUUGUCGGAAACAUUUCAGCCAUCGCCACCGACACUGAUCUCAUGGAGGUCUUUGCUAAGCACGGUGCUCUUGAUGCUGUCACCACCUACGCCGCAAGGAGCCAUGCAAUCGUCUUCUUCAAGAACGUCGAUGACGCCCGCGCUGCCAAGGAUGCUCUCCAGGGUGUCUUGGUAUGCGGCAGCCCAAUGAGGAUCAAGUUCGCUCGGCCGGACAAACCUGGCAGACUUCUUUGGGUAGGAGCAAUUAGUUCCUCUGUUACAAAGGAACAGCUAGAAGAUGAGUUUUCGAAGUUUGGAAAAUUUGAGGAAUUCAAAUUCUUCAGGGAUCGAAACUCUGCGCUUGUUGAUUAUUAUAAUUUGGAAGAUGCUGUUGCAGCCUUGAAAAAUAUGAAUGGAAAGCAUUUAGGUGGGGAGCAAAUACGAGUUGAUUUUCUGAGGUCGCAACAUUCAAGAAGAGAAAAGCCUGAUUCUCACGAUCCGAGGAAUGGACACUUCAACAAAAGAAAAAGGACAGGACGUGCUGAGCGGAUGCCGCCAGAUGUGACAAGAAAUUUUCACGCAUCUUCCCAGUUUGGACCAAAAAGGCAUCCGCCAUCUCAGAUGGUGGAAGGGCGAAGAGGAAAAGGCCAACCAACCAAAAUCUUGUGGAUAGGAUAUCCUCCAUCGGUUCAAAUCGAUGAACAGAUGCUUUAUAAUUCUAUGAUUCUAUUUGGUGAAAUUGAAAGGAUCAAAAGUUUUCCGUCGAGGCAUUAUUCAUUUGUAGAAUUCAGAAGCAUUGAUGAAGCUCGGCGUGCUAAAGAAGGUCUGCAAGGUCGUCUUUUUAAUGAUCCCAGGAUAAAGAUAUUGUUUUCGAGCAGUGAACUUGCACCUAGCAAGGAUAAUUCAGCAUUUCCCCCAGGAGUUGGAGAACCUGGACCAGAUAUGUUCUUUAAUGAACCUCCAUACGGACCUUGGCCGGUGGAGUUAAGUGGUCCUGCUCGUCCAAUGCAUCCAAGCAAUUUUCAUGGACCUACAAUGCCUAAUGGUAUGCCUGGACCAAAUAUCCCCAGGAGACCUUUUGGGCCACAAGGUUUUGAUCCACACCUACAAGGCCCAUUUAGUGAUACGGCUCACAUAUUUCAUAAUUUUCCAGACUUGAAUCCUAAUAUCCCGAUGGCUGCAAAUUGGAGAAGGCAUUCUCCCCCUCCACAAGGCAUGUGGCCUCCCUCCAGGCUCAUGCCUGGUACGUGGGAUAGAUUGGAAACAGAUCCUUCACAAUACGGGCCAAAGAGGCCAAGGAUGGGUGACCCGUCAUUCAUUGAUGAUACUCCAUUUCAUGCAAGAAAUAUGGAUAGUGAGGGAGGUGGAGUCCAAUUUGGGUUCAGACCACAACUCAAUAGAGAUGCUUCAAGCAUUCUCACAAACGGGCAAGUUGAAAUUAAUCACUGCCCUGUAGGUGUAAGGGGUCCGAGUGUAGACCAUCCCAGCCAUGCUGUGCAUCAGGGCCUUCCCAAUAAUGAUAACUGUUGGCAUGGUAUUAUUGCUAAAGGUGGAACUCCUGUUUGUCAUGCACGAUGUGUACCCAUUGGAAAGGGGAUAGACUCUCAACUCCCUGAAGUUGUGAACUGCUCAGCAAGAACAGGAUUGGAUAUGCUCACAAAACACUAUGCAGAGGCCAGUGGUUUUGACAUUGUUUACUUCUUACCAGACAGUGAAGAGGAUUUUGCUUCCUACACAGAAUUUCUGCAUUACCUGGGGACUAAGAAUCGUGCUGGUGUUGUGAAAUUGGAUGAUGGGACUACAUUAUUUUUGGUGCCACCAUCAGAUUUUCUAACCCAGGUUUUGAAUACAUCUUGUUCUGAACGUCUUUAUGGGCUGGUUCUUAAGUUGCCCCAUAAAUCAACAAGCAUAACCAUACAACAACCACAACAGCCUCAUGCCCUGCCAUCACAAUAUGUUGAUGGACAACAGUUGCCUCCUCCACAAACCAAUUAUAUUUUACCUCCUCAAAAGGACGAUCAGGUCUUGCAAGUGGACUAUAGGAGGAUUGUACAUGAGGAUUCGAUGCCUAAAGCAGGAGGUCCAAAACCACUGCUAGCCCAUCCAGAAGAAUCACAUUCAAUACAGCCUGGUUCCUUGGAUCACGUUGGUAAUCCUGCAGCACCUCCUCAGGCUGCAGUUUCAUUGACACCAGAGCUUAUUGCUACUUUAGCUGCUCUAAUCCCUGCCAGAACGCAAUCUGCUGCAUUAGCCAGUUCUCAAUUACCUGUUAGCUCUUCUACACGCCCGUCUUUGUUUCCAUCUUCUGUAACAACAUAUGAAGAGAUGUCAUCACAAGGGUGGAAACAAGAACAUCAAGCAAUAGCAUCUGGUAGCCUCUACAAUUUAGGACAAGAGAAGACAAGCCAUGUACAGAAUCAACUUAACAGUCAGGAUCUGGCUUUAUCUCAAUAUUCAACAUUUGUGAAUGUUGCAAAUGGGCCAGAGCACUCAACGCAAAUAAUUCCAGGUGGCACACAAGCUCAGGAAACUGCUGCUCUGGACUCACAACAAAUUGUUAUUCCUACCAGACCAAUGAAUAACUUCGUGAUCCCAUCCCAAGCAGGGCCGCAUUCAGUCUCCCAUGCUAAUCAACAGCAUCAGUUUGAUGCUUCUCAAAAUUCUCAGAACUAUGGUAUGGUGCAUACAGCAGUUGCUGCAGGAAUAUUUCAUCCACCAGUCCUUCAGCAACCCAAAACCACAGUAUCUACUCAGGUUGAGAGCAUUUCUCAACCACAAACAAGCAUGACAUUAGUAGCUGAGAAGGUAAAUCCCGAGUUCCCAAAUCAGGUUCCACAGCUACCUACUAUUGCAGCACCUAUCCAGGGCUCAUCAGAGGCCGAUACAGACAAAAGCCAGCGGUACCAAUCAACCUUGCAAUUUGCUGCCAAUCUUCUACUCCAGUUACAGCAGCAACAGCAGCAAGGAAAUGCACAAGCUUUGCAAGGCUCUGGCAGUCAUCCAUGAGAUGCAUUAGUUAUCAGGUUGUGGAGGGACCCUUUUUCAAUGGAAGCCUUGUCAACUUGCGAGGUUGAAAUGCCAAGUGAGAGGAGCCUUUUUAAAUUGGUGUAGAUAUAUAUAUAUGUGUCUUUGUUUUUCACUCUUGCCAUGGUGGGGCCCACUGCGAACAUGUCCUCUUACAACAGAAAGCCCAUUUAUUAGUUGGGCCGCAUGUGCACAUUUGAUAUGGAAUUUUUUGUUCCUUGUUCCUAUCCAUCCAAUUUUCUCA
Molecule: messenger RNA, 3509 nt
Organism: Magnolia sinica
Lineage: Eukaryota; Viridiplantae; Streptophyta; Magnoliopsida; Magnoliales; Magnoliaceae
Product: flowering time control protein FPA-like
Exons: 6
Coding region: 173-3247 (1024 amino acids)
Molecular function (GO): RNA binding
Source: RefSeq, a predicted model, not a curated record